Molecule: messenger RNA, 868 nt
Organism: Anopheles coustani
Lineage: Eukaryota; Metazoa; Arthropoda; Insecta; Diptera; Culicidae
Exons: 2
Coding region: 23-826 (267 amino acids)
Source: RefSeq, a predicted model, not a curated record
CGUUCGCUCUAAGGUUGUGAAAAUGUUCAAAUUUGUGUGUAUCCUGGUCCUGCUGGCAGUCGGCGGCUACGCGUUUCCCCUCGAGGAAACAUCCGAAAAGCUUCCACGACCAUCGCCGAUUAAUCCGGAAGUGGUAAGCGAUCCGAAACCGGCCUUUGCGAAGGAAGCGUCGUUCACCCCCGAGAGCCAUGUGCAGAAGGUUCCGGCAGCCGGCGUUAAGCUGAGCGUGGAAGUGGCCAAGAACGAGCAAACCACCCCGACGGCCGAGCCCGGUAAGGAGAAGUCCAAACGGUCGCUGGAAACUGAGCCCACGUCCACCAGCACCAGCACGUCGACCAGUACCUCCACUAGCACCUCCACCAGUACCACCACCUCGAAACCGGCCUUCCGACGCAAUCAGCCAUCGACAAGCACGGAACAACCGAGCAGCACCACGGCCUCCAGCACCACGCACAGCACGGUCUCGGUGAAAACUCCGGUCGGUGCGACGCGCUCCAAGCGUGAGGUUGACGUCACCGCAGCUCCUGCCACCCCGACCAGCGGCGUUACGAAACGCGCCACCACCCUAUCACCAUCCUCGUCUUCAUCCUCCACUGACGACAAGGAAGGACCACACUACGUGCGACCGGUCCCGGUCGAGCAGAUACUGAAGAACCUCGGACAGCCGGAAAAGCACCACGCCGAACAAAGCACAACGGAAAAGGCGAAGGAAAGCAGCGAGGAGGCAACGCCGUCCGAGGCGGACAAGUCUGACGACGCGACCGCACAGGAUUCCACGUCCCACCUGAAGAAAACGCAUCCGGUGAUCCACCAGCAGGGCGCUUAAGAUUCCCUUUUGUUUGUUUUGGUUAUUGAUAAUGUUUUGUUU